GAUUCAAGAAGGAUCCAGCAGGGCCCCUUUGAAAAUCCGAGUUACGAGCCGCCCGAGGAAGAAACGGCGCGCCAUGCACGCAGUCCUUUCGACAUGCACCGAGCUCGGAGUGUGGCUGGGGGUCUUGGUGCCCCGAAGCGACGCAAUCCGAGGGAGACCGCUUGCUGCUCAGGGCAAUCUGGCCCGGGGCCGUUGACCGGCUGGAGAGCCAUAGAAGCGGGGGGAGGGGGACUCCGUUACGUGUCGUGAAUCUGCAGCCUUUCGAAAGGAAAACUGGGGAGAUCCAAACAGCACCUCUAAAUUCCCUGAAGAGCUGCCACUAUAUUUGUGGGGACGACGCCCGGUGACUAACCCAAUCUACGGAAAGGCGCAGGUCGCUCCUAAGACCGGACAACCGGGCGUGGGGCCACCCGCUCUACUACUGCUGCUACUGUCACCUUACUUCCUGGUUUGCAAACUCAGGACCAGACCCAUCUCGGCGGAGGGAUCUCCUUAAGCCUCCUCCCCUUUUUGCUUCUGCUUUCUCUCCCCCCCCCCUUUGCACGAAAAUAAUUUGACAGCGUUUUGCUGACAGUGGAAUUUUGCACCACAGAUUGGGGGGGGCAGCGCCCCCUUGAAGGAGAUGUGCAUGGAAUCUCAUGCACAAGGUGCCCUGAACAUGCCAAGGAUAUUGCCUUGUUUGAAGUCUUAACACUUCCUCCUUUUCAUGAAGAGAUUGAACAACCACAGCCUGACAGUGGAACAACCAUCCAGAAAGAAUUCAGUUCUGUAGUGCAAGAGGACCAGCUGAAUGAAUAAACAUAACUUCAGAACAUUCGGUUAUUGUGUGCUUCAGACAUCUCAGGGAUUAGUGUUCUUGUGUGUAUGUAUGUUUGUUUGUUUAAUUUUUAAUGGUUGUUGAUGAACUAAACAGUGCUGAAAAUGGGAGAUCAACAAAUGUACAAAAUGAACCACAUCAUUAACAACAACGACAACUUGUAUUACCAGCAGCAGCAACACCUGAAUUCGCUUACCCCUUUAAACCACACCUUUGGAACGUCACCCAUGGAUGCAUCCCAGGAGUCUCCCCUCACCCCCUCAUUCCCUCAUGAUACUACAGAAAACAUACCUUUGAAUGCUGGAGCCAAAACUCUUGGGGUGAUGGAUUGUCCUAGGCAGACAGGCUGGGCUCAUUUGAGUUCUGGCAACCACAUGCCAGUGAGGAACAACCAGAAUGUCAUGUGGAGCACAGCAGGGCAAGGAGAAGCAUCUGAUGGAUAUGACCCUCUCUGUUCCCAAGCCAAUGACAUCAGGACACAGAAACUGACCAGUGGGGUGUUGCAUAAAUUAGACUCUUUUGCUCAAGUCUUUGCUAACCAGAACUUAAGAAUUCAAGUCAACAACGUGUCUCAGAUUGUUCCAUCUCAGCCUUCUGCAGUGGAAAACACUGGUGACAGUGCACUUCGUCAGUUGCUGUCCCAGAAGUCAGCUGUUGAGCAACAGCCUCUACAGAGAUACCAGCAGGUGCCACCACAGGUCCAUCAGGAGUUUGCAAGUGCACAGCAGCCGAAGCCGCAAAUGCACUUGAUGCAGCACCAACAGCCUCUGUAUUACGACAACCAGCAGCAUUUAGCCCAUUUACACAUGCACCCUGUGAUGCACCAAGGGCAGGCUCAUUUGCAGCAAAUGCAUUCUCAGCACUUGCUGCCGCAGCAGCUACAGCAGGAUCAGUUCUAUCUGCAGCAGCCGUCCCCCCACCAGGGACAGCACAGACUGUUGGUGCAUGAGAUGCAGCAGCAGCAGCAGCGAACAUGUCCAGUGCAAACAUCUCAGUAUUAUCCAAUACAGCCUAUGAUGCAAGACUUGCAGCAGCAGCAGCAAAUACAGAUGCAACUUCCUCCCUAUCACAGAGAACCUGAUCAGAAGUCUCUGCAUGAGGCACACCAGUACUCCCAAGAUAGGGGCCAUUCUGUGCAGCUGAUACAGUUGGGAGCAGUUCCUCAGUACUUCUUUCAAGAUCAACAGCAGUCAUUUAGACAUCUCUAUUCACCCGGUCUUUUGCAUCAGCAGCCACCGCCUGGAGAUGCCACUCAGCCAGACCAUUAUCAGAGUGACAACAAGGCCCGGGCAUUGCUGGAUUCGCAUCUUGGACUUUCCAAUGCAGAGGGGACUGAAGGCUCAGCGCAGCAGGACAUGAAUUCUGCUGGGAGCAGUGUCCCUCAUCAACCACUUAUAUCUUCAGCAAGUAUCCACAUGAAUAACAAAGGACCUCAGCAAUUAUCUCCCAGUGCAGUAUGGCCUCAGCAGAUCCAGCUAACUGAUAGAAGGCUCCAGUCAGCUUCACCUGAGCAAAGUGGUCACAGUAAAGAACCUUAUAUUGAGAGUUCUGAGUCAAAGAGCAAGCUUUCAUGUUCUGUCUGCUUGAAGGAAUUUAAGAGUUUACCUGCCCUACAUGGGCACAUGAGGUCACAUGGAGGGACACGGACAUCGCCUAUCUUCAGACAGGAGGAAGGACAGAACCUGCCACAGCAACACCCGCAGCAGGAGCAGCUGCCCGCUGAGGUGGAGAGCUUCAUGCCCAUCGUCAUGCCUGUUUCUGUCCCUGUCAAGCAUCUGUCGCCUGAUCCCAGCAAACAGGCUGCUGAUGGCAGUGCGGCACUCAGAGAUAAGCCUGUCUCAGAUGAUGAGAUGCCUGUUCUUAUGAGGAUGACUUACUCUCCGCCGCGCUCCCCUAAAGCGGUCAGCCCAUGCGCGUCUUCUGAUCUCAACAGAAAGCACCAGGAUAACGUCACCAACUCUGAAGAAGACUUUAAACUUUAUCAAGACAAGAAGAAAUACCGCCAUAGACCUGAGCCACUUUUCAUACCACCUCCAUCCUUCAACCUCAGUGCAUCUCACUCAGGCGCUACACUGUACCAAAGCCAGCUCCGCUCCCCCCGCAUCCUCAGCGACCAUCUGCUUGACAGGAUUCAUGAACCCCCUCCUUACACCCCCCCUCCAAUGCUCAGCCCAGUGCGCCAAGGAUCUGGCCUCUUCAGCAAUGUCAUCACGUCCUCUCACGGCACGUCUCACCCCCAGCUUCCGCUCACUCCUCUGACGCCCACUCCCCGGGUCCUCCUCUGUCGAUCUAACAGUGUUGAUGGAGGCACUGUCCCCAUGACGCCAGGGCCUGGAGAACAGGCGAUUGAUAUAGAACCACGUAUCAACAUUGGAUCAAGGUUCCAGGCUGAGAUCCCUGAACUUGAAGACAUUGCAACAGUAGGGAAAGAGGAUCACAAAGCAACUUUAGUUUGGCAACCAUGGCCAGACCUGGAAGACAAACUUUUCCAACAAAGAGUGACCAACUUCUUAAAUAUGUGUUGUUCGAGUGUAUUAAGUGGUGGUGGAACCAAUCUAGAAUAUGGUUUGCAUUCUCUCUUUGAAGCUAAAGGGGACAUUUUGGUUGCCCUAGAGAUGCUUCUUUUGCUGAAACCAACAAGAAUGAAAUCACAUCCUCUGGCAAAUUAUCAUUAUGCUGGUUCGGACCAGUGGACGCCUGUUGAAAAAAAACUGUUCAAUAAAGCACUGUCCACAUACAACAAAGAUUUUAUUUUGGUACAGAAAAUGGUGAAAUCUAAAACGGUGGCACAAUGUGUGGAAUACUACUAUACCUGGAAGAAACUUAUUCACUUGGGGCGAAAGCACAGAACACGCCUAGCAGAAGUAAAAGAUGACUACCUGACUAGUGGAGAAGAUGAAUUGGAGGAAGAGGAACAGGCAGAGGAGGACAGAAAAUCAGUCAAAGAAGAGGAGAUUGACAUUCAGAAUUCUCCUGACCCACCACUGAUUGCUGCUGUUGCGCCCAUUAACUUGCCUUCCCUGCAGAGCCUCACAAUUGCUGUGACCUCUUUUACGUGUGAAAUACCAGACUGUGGGGCUAUAUUUAGCUCCAGACAAGCCCUGAAUGGCCAUGCUCGCAUUCAUGCUGGUACAAAUUCUGGACUGAAAACCCGCUGUGGAGGCCCUGGCACAAAACAGAAAUCUAGUUCCCAGAAUGACUACUGCUCUCUCAAAAGCUCCCCUGCUCAUAGUACGGCAAGUGGUGAGACUGAUCCACCUACCAUCUUCCCUUGUAAAGAAUGUGGCAAGACAUUUUUCAAAAUCAAAAGUCGGAAUGCUCACAUGAAAACACACCGACAGCAAGAAGAGCAACAACGACAGAAAGCCCAGAAAGCUGCUGUUGCUGCUGAAAUGGCUGCCACAAUUGCAAGGACUACAGGGCCGGCUGGGCCUGGCUUGAUUCCAUUGGACCACUUGGAUCUAAUAAAGCAGGUUGAACCAGCUGAUGAUCUCAGCAGUGAUGUGGUUCAGGAACUGGGAGAAGUCAUUGACAGUACUGAAGUCAUUGACCCUGGUCUCUUACUGGAUGAAGAAGACACAGAAUUACUUCAGGAUGGUGUUGAGCUGUAGAAGAAAAAAGUCCAUUCUGUAAAAUAACAGAUGCCAGUUGAAAUUUGUUUCUAUUACUAAGAAGAAACAAAUGUCUACUUUUUCCCUUUUAUUUUACACUGUUUGAAUAGCUGGAUUACUUUUUAUCCAGGACUGGAAAAAACAAAUCUGAGUUUUGUUUUGUUUGGUAAUAUGUCAAAUUGGUUUCAAAGUGUGGAGAAUAAUUCAUUUGUUUCCCCACUUUAAAGGUAUUUUGUUUUAUGCCUUGGAAACAAGUACGUUCUGAGAAGUUCAUGUUUUCAUUUUCAACCAUUUUUACAAGGACUCAAAUUCUUCAACUCCUCAGGGUUUUCUUCCCCUGCCACCGCCCCCCCGCCCCCCAUAAAUAGAAUUUCUUUUACAGUGUUUUUCAAUUGUGCCUUUAAGUUCUGGCCCCUAUACGUUGCAACAACUGUAUUUUCAAAUGCCAAGAUAAUUGAAUAAUAACACAGGUUGGGCAUAGAAUAGAGUGGUGGCAUUGGAAGUUUUCUGCUUAUGUAACAAUCUCUAGCUGGAUUGGUCCAGGCUGUUAGGGAACUUGUGUGGGAGGCCCAUCACAUCUGAAGCACAGAAUCUUUCUCACAGUUUUUGCGUGGCAUCUUCAUUUGUUCUGUUAACAAGAUGUCAAACAUAGUUGUGCACAUGUAGAUUGUGCACUAGUUGUCUGUGUAUGGAUUGACUGGUGGUGCAUUUUGCUCUGUUCACUUGGAUCUGAAACCUGAAUGGACAUGAAGAGAGAGAACAGUUAGGUUAGUCCUUUAGUGUUCAUUUUUGCUGAAUUUUCAUCUUGGCAAGGCAGUUUAUUUGCAAAGAGUUCUGUAUUCAUAUUGCCCACUCCAAAGCCUCUGACUCAGAAGGGAUAGAAUCAGUGAAAUCAGAAGUACUUUGUAUCUGAAGCCUAAAGAAAUAUGAUUCUUUAGACUACAAUAUAACAGAGCUGCUGAAAUCUUAACCCUGUCAGGCUGAAGAAUGUUAAAUUUGGAUGCACAUUAGCAAUUACAGUGUGCUAAAAUACCUCUGAUUUGUCAAAGUAAAUGAUACUGUUUAAAGUUGUUGUUGAGGGUGUAUAUACUUUUAGCUGUGCAAAAGCUUCCUGCUGAGGAGGUUAUGCGUAUUUCUUCAUAGGAAGAAAGAAGAGUGGAGAGAUACUCGUCUUCAGGUUUGGUUUAUUUUUAAGGUGAUUCUGGCAAGCCCUAAAGAAAUACUCUUAUGCCACAUUUCUGAAUUUGAACUUUGUCUUUAAUUAUGUUAAUUCAUGUGGUUUCUCUGUCCCAGUGCUCUGUGUAGUCAUGUAUGUGUGUGGGUGUCCAGUGUGCACACAACCUUUGGUGCUACUUUUGUAAAUUGAGGAACAGAAUACAUACAGAAGAGGGCAACCAGGCAUGUGCAGAACUCUGUUGAAGCCCCAUUGAAUUAUUUUAUCAUUGCCAAAGACUUUUAAAAGCUGCCAUUUAUAGUAUUUUUUUAAAAUGGUUAAUUGGGUUAGUACAAGUAUAUUUAACUUUGAAAUUUUAGUGCUUGCCGAUACUCUUUAAUGGACCCAUAGGUUUGCCCUUAGAAGGGGUAAGCCCCCAUAUAUCUGGGCAGCUUUUGAAAGAAUAGGCCAGGUGUGAGUCUUAAUACAACACAGGACGUGGAAUGUUUAUCAUAUUUCAUGUCUGGCAACAUUACUGAAAUUCUAAAGCCUUUCCAUUUCAUUCUCAUAGGUUUUUAUUUUAACAAUCUACAAAGCUUCAAGUUAUGUCUAAAACUCAUUUGAAUAAAAUUAUGAUCCUGGACCUCAGCUUCCCGCACUUUGUAUAUUUAACUGCACAUAAACUGGCGUUUAAAACACAUGGAUAAUACUUUAGGCUAAAAUUUUCCUUUUUUUUUUCCUUUCUGUGAGCUUUGGCCAUGUACUUUUCAGUCCCUGCAUUCAGCUUUGGAAUAAUUCAUCUGAGCAGCCCACAGCUAUUUUUUUUCCAAAGCUAGAAGUGGGAUCACUCCAGGCAUAGUCCUCUGUAUCUUUGUAAUAGUAAGUGCACAAUUCAUGUAAAAAUUGUGUGAGUGUAUAAAGUUCCUUUAUCCUGUGUGUGCACAGUCAUUGAUAUUUUCCUAAGAGCCCAAUUAAUAGUUCCAGAUUAGGUAGUAGUAAAAGAAAUAAAGAUGUCUCUCUCAAAUUGUAUAUGGCCAAUGCUAAAGUUCCUACUCAGGUUUAAAAACUGUGCAAGUCAUGGCUAACACUGGAAAGAGAUGAUUUUUGGAUGCCACAGAAUAGACAAGUCAGGGCCAGUUUAGAAAACUGACAUUGUCUCCCCAUUGAGCAUUCCAAGCACUUCUCUAACUGUUGCAGCAAGUGAGGAAAAAGCAGUAUUUGGCCCAGCACAUUCCCAGUUGCAGUCAAGACUUUUUAGACAAUUUCAAACCUGUUGUGAAUGAAGUGGCUUUGGACUGAUUUAAUGAUACCUGAAAGCACUUUGGUAAAUACCAGCCUUUCCGCAGGACUGAUCUCAAGAAUUUGUGUUUAUCAAGGAAAAAUUGGUUUCACCUAGGUCUUAUCUGGGAAUCUUGAUGUCUUUUUCAGUGCACUUGACCAUCUCAGUAGGGGGGUUCAGUUUCCCUGAUCCCAGUCACUCUUGUUAGACAGUGAAGAGACGGUAAUCUGCAUAUUGGGCCAAGAUACCUCAAGAAACAUUUUUCUUCCAAGGACUGUGUUCAGAUGAGCAUUACCAGCACCAGACUGAAGAAGCAUAUGAAAAUGCCUUGCAUAGCCAGUGGUUUGUUGACACAGAUGCAUCAAAUGCAUCUGACACAAAUGCUGGUGGCACUGUUGCUGAAGUAUGUAUUAGAAUCUCUCAUUCCUCACAACCAUAAAUGCAAAUAUCCCAUCUCCUCUUCUGGCAUGCAAAAGAGGAGGUGAAAGUAGAGAGUGUCAUGCAAGCCCCAGGCUUGUCAAGACUUAUUCAUGUAGCAGCUUACCAUGGUUCAUGUCUGAACUGGGCUUAUAAGAGUCUUGCACAAGUUUAAUGCAACCUCUAUUCUCAAAUGCUUUAGAAAAUUGGAACUGCAAACAACCAAAUUAAAAGCAUCUGUGCUUCUUACGAUUUUACCUCAAAUGCUUGCUGUCAGCAAAUACCACUACCUUGUUCAUUAGGCACAUAAUUUCCUUCAUCGAGGCUCUAGGUUUGUUGUGCAAGCCAAUAUCUGUCAAUAUCAGAAUGUAUUUCUCUCAUCUAUUGAUAAUAAAAAUAAAAGCUCUUGCUGUAAUAAUAAAAGAAAAAAUAAGGAAAUAUAAAGAAUAAAAAAACCAUAUCUACUUUGCAAUUAUCUAACCAUAUAUGAUAAUACUGUUUUCUUGUCAACAAGGCAAAUUUAGCCACAGUUUGAGUGACAUCAUUCUAGUUGCAAUUUAAAACACUUCUAGUGAGCAGUGUAAUUUGUAGGUGGGCUGUCUUUGACUACUUUGAGUGCAAUGGGUUGGACCCAGAUUUCCUGCUAGCAGGAUCAUUAACUGAGCAGAAUUUGUCUCAGCAUGCUCAUACUGGCAUAAAAGGGGUGGGAGGGGCGAUCUUUGCAAGAUUCCAGUCUGCUUUUCCCCACUGUUCAGGAAGAUCUCCCAAUGCUCUGGAGCAGAUUUGGGAUGAUCAUUGCAGUGGGAAAGGAAAUAAACUAAGAAUGCAACCACCUUCAUCCUGCCAGCAGGAUUCCUCUGUUGGAUCAGAAGUCUUUCAGGGAUGGAAGGAAACCAUCUGUCUGUGGGAGGCAGAUUCCAGAUCCAACCCAGUGCAUUUGAAUUAUAUGCGAUGUGAUGCUGUAGCCCAUCUACACAGUAGAGGGCAUGAGCUGAACAAAGCAAUACAGAAGAUUACCUGUAGUGCAAAUCUAAAUCAGUUAAAUUAUCUUACGAGUCCAUGGUGUAACUUUGUCAGUCGCUGUGAGAGUCGUUUUAGCAUUUGCUAUUAAAAGUGAUCACACUGAAUAACAAUCUCACCUUGUUCUGAAAUUCUUGUUUAACAGCUGAGGUAUCAUAUACAAAAUAACCUGUAAAAAAAGCCAUAUAGUAGAACAGGCUGAGCUCUUCUUUGAAAGUGGAUGGGCAAUCUUAUGCAAUCAGGUUGUUAGUGACAAUAAAUCUUUGGAAGUCUACUCAUAAGUUUUCUAACCAAAAUUGAGAAGACCAAUGUAUAAAUCUUGUAAUACAUCCUAUAAGGAUUCUUGUCUUUAUAUCUGAGUACAUACCGAGGCAGAUUCUCUACUAACACUGGCAAGUUAGUGUAGUAAACUACUGUUCACCCAAGGCAGGGCUAAGAAACCAGAUGCUGUUUACCUGUAGUCCUCAUCCCUGACUAGCAACCAUGUUGGCUGAGAUCUGUUCAACAACAUUUUGAGGGCCACGAAUUUCUCAGCCCUGAUUUAAGGACUUGCUAAAACAUUUAGGGCUCCAUCCUAAACAUGCAUAAAUGGGCCUACAAUGUGAGUACUUUUCCAUGCUGAAUAGGGCAUGCUGGAAAUUGUAGGACUUUUUUCUGUCUAAACGUAGAUAGGAUUUUGCCUUUAAAGUAACAGAUUAUUGUGCCCUGAGAUAUAUCCCUUUAAUGUGAAAUGUGCAGAGUGCAUUGGUUGUUACUUUAGAUUCUUGAUGGCAGAGUGGAAAUCAUCUAGUUGUGUUCCUCAAUUACAUAGGUCCAUAUUAUGAGUACACCACAUUCUUACUGUAAUUAGUCCUACAAGUGGAUACAGAUAGGUUUAUCGAUUGUCACCUACCACAGUUACUGACACUAUAAAGAACCAGUGCAGUGAUUUCAAAACCACAGGGAAUUCUAGUCAUAAGUGAACAAUCCCAUAAUACAUAGUUUAUAUCCUGUAAAUUAUGGGAAUAUUGCCAUGACACAAAAAACCAAAGAUAAGCUCAGAAUAAUCCCUGGAAGAGUAUUGAUGCUUGUGUAACUUUUGUAUGUGAAUUCUGUAUUUCUAAACUAUUGCAGUGAUAUAUACCAAAAUAUGUUUCAAAUUUACCAGAAAACCUGGGAUUUUUUUCCUUUUUGUUAAUGGUUUAUGUUUGUUGCAGUAUGGUUCAGUAGUGAAUAAAAAUUGUACAUAACAAAAGAAAAUGGAAAAAUAUAUUUUAUGGAGAACUCUUAUUUUCAGACAUAUUUAACUUUUGUUAUAUUGUUACAGAAAAGCUGUAAAUAAAUAGUUAUAGUGUAGUGUAAAAAUCUGUUAUUUGGGGGGAAAUAAUAUUUGAAUGUGGUGUUUUUUAUUUUUUUAAAUAAAACUUUGCCUGUUAUGGCUUAAUUGCACCUGAAUUGCAUGAUGUUUAACUUCAGGAUGUAAUUUAUUCAGGUUUGCACUAAAAUGCUUAAUUUCAUAAUAAAAGUGAUUUUUUUCUUUCUUUCCCUUGGCAGUGGUGGGUAAGAGGUUGGAGGCCAUGCAUGCUAUCUGGUACAUUAAGAAGAGCACUAUGUAUAGAGUAUGUCAACCUUUCUUAUAUUGACAGAUAAUUGUAUUUGUAAAAUCAAAGGGAAUCUAUCAUAUUUGCCAAAAAAGACAGUAUUUUAUACUUUUGAUAAGAUGUACUUUGUUAAUUUUUUUGUUCAUGUGAUGAUAAAUUCUUUUAAAUAAAUUAAUCUGGAGUUGAAA
Varanus komodoensis (Komodo dragon) is the source of this 10065-nucleotide messenger RNA. RefSeq names its product transcriptional regulating factor 1 (gene TRERF1). Gene Ontology annotation, cellular component: transcription regulator complex; histone deacetylase complex. The record is from RefSeq and is a predicted model, not a curated record. Bases 922 to 4428 code for a protein of 1168 amino acids. Gene Ontology annotation, biological process: negative regulation of DNA-templated transcription; regulation of transcription by RNA polymerase II. Lineage: Eukaryota; Metazoa; Chordata; Lepidosauria; Squamata; Varanidae. Gene Ontology annotation, molecular function: transcription corepressor activity. The transcript has 15 exons.